This is a messenger RNA of Hibiscus syriacus, 2312 nucleotides long. Its product is annotated as transcription factor PIF1-like. Gene Ontology annotation, molecular function: DNA-binding transcription factor activity; protein dimerization activity. Gene Ontology annotation, biological process: regulation of DNA-templated transcription. The record is from RefSeq and is a predicted model, not a curated record. Lineage: Eukaryota; Viridiplantae; Streptophyta; Magnoliopsida; Malvales; Malvaceae.
AAAAAACUCUAUUCGGAGAGACAAUGAGAUAAAGAGAGGAUCUUAUCUUUGGUGAAAAAGGAGAGCGGAAAACACUACAGAUAAUAUUUUUUUCUCCUGCUUAUAUAUUUUAUUUCCGUUGUUCUCCGCUGCCAAUCUGCCAUAUCAGGAGAAAUAUAACACACACACUACAACGUUGGAGAGCUUUGUACCUUUUCAUGGAUUUUGAUUUUAAAAUAUUUUAGUUUUGCUUCUAGGGUUUUCUCCUCACCUCAGCACCAACAAACAUAACGCUAGCUUUUCUGGAAACAAUUCUAUAAUUUUAAUACCUUCAAUUCCCUUAGUGUUAAAGAGACAGGAUGAAUCACUGUGUUCCAGAUUCCGAAAUGGAAGACGAUGAUUCAAUCCCUUCUUCUAGUUUAACUCGCUCUAAAAAGCCUUCCAUACCGGAGGAUGAAGUUAUGGAGCUGUUGUGGCAAAACGGUCAAGUUGUUAUGCAGAGUCAAAAUCAAAGAUUUACAAAAAUAUCGCCGCCCUUCAAAUUCCAGGAUUCCGACCAAUCAGCUGCCAGAGAGAUCCGGUCUUCGUCAUAUCACCAUCGUCAUCAACAACAGCAGCAGCAAUUGCUUACCGACAAUCAUCUCUUUAUGCAAGAAGAUGAAAUGGCUUCAUGGCUUCACUAUCCUCUCGGCGACGCUAGCUUCGACCCCGAUUUCUGUGCUGAUCUCCUCUAUCCCUCCUCCGCCGCCGCAGCCCCUUGCGUUACCUCAGCCACCGCUACAACCUCCCCCGCUCCACCUCCGCUCGGAACAGUUUCUCAAUUUUCAGCUUCGGCUUCUACCCCGGUACCGCCGUCGAGGAGGAAUGAGUUGGAGUCAUCGAGGAUCCAGAACUUCGUUCACUUCUCCAGGAAUAAAGCGGCGAGGGCGGAGCAAUCUGCACCGUCGAAUUUUAAAAGCGCAGUUAGAGAAUCGACGGUCGUUGAUUCCAGCGACACUCCGGCGAUGGCUCCCGAAUCAGGAGCCGUUUGGGCCAUGCCGAGCAACACUGAGGCGGCAUCUGGCGGGAACAACAACACUGACUGCACCAACAUGAGCGUCGCCGCUGGAGCCAGCACUCAAUCAGCUGGAGUCAGCGGGAGUGCCAGCAAAGACAACUUAGCCAUGUUCGAGGUCACAGUGACAUCAUCCCCUGGCGGCUCAAGUUCUAGUGCCGACCCGACGGCUCAAAAGGCUGCACCGGCUGAGGACCGGAAGCGUAAAGGAAGAGAACUGGACGACGCCGAAUGUCACCGCGAGGAUGUUGAAUUUGAAUCCCCUGAGACAAAGAAACAAGCGCGUGGAUCCACGUCAUCAAAAAGGUCUCGUGCUGCAGAGGUCCAUAACCUUUCAGAGAGGAGACGCAGAGAUAGGAUAAAUGAAAAGAUGAGGGCUUUGCAAGAACUUAUACCUCGUUGCAACAAGUCCGACAAAGCCUCGAUGCUGGAUGAAGCUAUUGAGUACUUGAAGUCACUUCAGUUGCAAGUUCAGAUGAUGUCCAUGGGUUGUGGCAUGGUUCCGAUGAUGUUUCCUGGUGUUCAGCAGUACAUGCCAACAAUGGGGAUGGGGAUGGGCAUGGGCAUGGAUAUAGGAAGGCCAAUGAUGCCAUUUCCCAAUGUUUUGGCUGGCUCACCUUUACCAACACCAGCCCCUGCUGCUCAUUUGGGUCCAAGAUUUCCAAUGCCAGUCUUUCAUAUGGCACCACCUGCUCCACCUACCGAUCCAUCAAGAAUCCAACCGAACAAUCAGUCAGACACCAUGUUAAAUCCGCUUAGCAUGCAAAACCCGUAUCAGCAGCCUUGUGUCCCAAAUUUUGCCGAUCCUUAUCAGCAGUAUAAUAUUGGUCUUCACCCGAUGCAAUUACCCUCUCCACAGAAUCAAACCAUAGCUCAGCCAAGUUCUAGUAGACCAAGUACCAGCAAGGGAGCAGAUAAUCUUGAGAAUCACCCAUCAGGUGACAUGGGAAGAUAGCACUAAAAAGUUUUACAAGUUAUGGGCAGCAUCAGCAACUCUGGGACCGCUGGCAGAAUGUAUUAUCUGAAAUGCAGUGGAGUGCUGGUUGCUUGUGUAUUUCUUUUUGACUUGCCAUAACAUAAAAAAAAACAUUGUUCCUGUGCAUUGCAGGUUGACAAUUCUACUUGGGAUCACUCAGGGAAAGGUUCUUGCCUUCUCUAAAGUUUUGUUAGUGUAAUAGAAUCUCUUCUCGUCUCAGACCAACUUUUUCUGUUUUGAGCUAACAGAGCUAGAAUGUAAUUAUUACACCACCAUAGAAAAUAGUAGUUCUUUACUUUCCGA